AUGUCUGAAUCGAGUGCAAGAAAAAGGAACUUGCCGGCAUGGAUGAGUUCAAGGGAAGAAGAAAAUGAUGAGGGUGAAAAAGCUAGGCAACCUAUAAAUCACCGGAAAUCAAGCAGUGACCAGAAUAAACUUCACCUCGAACGGAAAGUAGAAGAAGAAUCCUCCGAUGUUGUCAGCUCCGGCUCCUCAGGUUUCUCAAAACUCAUGGAGGGAGUAGUGUUUGCUCUGUCUGGAUUUGUGAAUCCCGAGCGAGGCAUUUUGAGGUCACAGAUGCUGGAAAUGGGGGCCGAGUAUCAACCUGAUUGGAACUCAAAUUGCACCCUUUUGGUGUGCGCAUUUUCGAACACGCCGAAGUUUAGGCAAGUUAAAGCCGAGGGUGGAACUGUUAUAAACAAGGACUGGAUAUCAGAAUCUUAUAGCCAAAGGAAGCUUGUGGAUAUUGAACCAUUCUUAUUGCAUGCUGGUAAACCAUGGAGGAGACCAUGCAUUUCCCAUGAAGCUAGAGAAGAUAUAAAGCCAUCAACUUCGUCUAAGCCUUUGAAUCGAGGAGAGGAGAGCUCACACCCAAAGAAGAGUUCUGGCUCCUUGAAGAUGAAAGGCCGUAUUUCUCCUUCAAAUGCAAAGAAAUGGGCUGUUGAGGAUCUUAAAAGAACCAUAUUAUGGCUUGAAAGUCAAGAUGAAAAGCCAGAGCCAAGUGAGAUAAAGAAGAUAGCUGCUGAAGGAAUCCUAACCUGCUUGCAGGACGCUAUAGAUGCUCUCAAGCAAGGGGAGGGCAUGCAAAAGAUAGCCGACAAAUGGGCCUGUCUUCCUAAGGUGAUUGAGGAGCUCACCAAGUUUGACUGCGAAAAAGAUGGCAGGCCCAAGGAAGAACUUUGUCGCGAAGCCAUGGCUUGUAGGCAAAUAUACGAGCUCGAAUUUCUCAGUAUGGAGCACGAUGAUGCUUUUAUUGACAAUAAAAGACCAAAAAAUAGAGACAUUAAAAAAGGUAUUGAGAAAGAUAACAUUGCUAGGGGCGACACUUCUUAUGACAGUGAUGCAACUAUAGAGAUGACUGAGGAGGAAAUUGAUCAAGCUUAUAACAAUGUUGUGUGUUCUUUGUAG
Striga hermonthica is the source of this 1101-nucleotide messenger RNA. NCBI's taxonomy places the organism in Eukaryota, Viridiplantae, Streptophyta, Magnoliopsida, Lamiales, Orobanchaceae. The record is from the annotation of a GenBank genome assembly.